Dermacentor albipictus is the source of this 3732-nucleotide messenger RNA. Its product is annotated as monocarboxylate transporter 13-like. Gene Ontology annotation, biological process: transmembrane transport. Gene Ontology annotation, cellular component: membrane. The record is from RefSeq and is a predicted model, not a curated record. Lineage: Eukaryota; Metazoa; Arthropoda; Arachnida; Ixodida; Ixodidae. Gene Ontology annotation, molecular function: monocarboxylic acid transmembrane transporter activity.
CGGCGCGGCUCCGUAAGUGUGGUAUCUCCGCUUCACGAACGUCGAGACGCGCAGCUCGUCUUCGGAGACUCGAAUCGGCUGCCUGCAGUUCACCUUGUGGCGCCGCUUAACGUCGAUCGCACGAAGUCACGCUGAAGUCCCGUCGAGACGCCGCGGCCGGAGGAUCGAGUCGAAGCCAUGGGCCAGACAGCGUUCACAGCUGGUUCACGGCGGGCGCCUGUGCCUUCUCGGUCUUCUUCGCGCUGGCCCCGCUGCGUGCCUUCGGUGUCCUCUUCGUGGCCAUCAUGCAGGAGUUCGGCGCCAACAGGGAAGAGGCCUCGUGGACACUCAUGCUGCUGGGCGGUGCCAGGGUGCUGUCGGGUCUGUUGGCCGGUCCGCUUGCGCAGCGUUUCACGACGAGACCCGUCAUCAUCCUUGGCAGCGUCAUCUCGGCUGGAGGCGUCAUGCUGGCCUACUUUGCCACAAACAUGUGGAGCCUUCACCUUACGCUAGGCAUUGUUCACGGUUUUGGCUCAGGCAUCGUCUACGCCAUGAACCCGGUGCUGAUCAGCGAGCACUUUGUGAAGUACCAGACGAUUGCCACGGGUGUCUGUUUUGCCGGCUCUACGCUAGGCAGCUUCGUGUUCCCGAAGCUCAUUGAGAAACUCAUCGCUUGGUACGGCUUCCAAGAGGCAAUGCUCCUCUUCGGAGCGAUGAUCCUGAAUGCGGUUCCGUUCAGCCUUUUCCUGCGUCAGCCCCGGUGGCUCAAGCGAUGCGGCACCUCGGUGGAAUCACUCAUCACAGUGGCCAGCGCUGACGAGAAGUCAUCCUUACAGUUGCCGUACAUCAUUCCAGUGCGUCUUGACAACGCAUCCAAGGUUCCUGAAGCGGGACCAGCGUUACACCCAGACAUCACCAUCGCGCAAAGCCGCCGCAGAAAUACCUGCCUGCUGUGCGGUUUGGAUGUGCUGCGGAUUCCCAUGUUGUACCUAGUCAUGUUCUCCUCCGUGGCCUUCAACCUCGGCUACGACUGCUACAACUCGCUGCUUGUCGACUUCGCCGUCGACAGAGGCAUCGCGCAAAGCAGCGCCAUCACCAUGACGUCGCUCAGCUCUCUGGCCGACCUCGUGGGCCGGCUGGGGCUGCCCGUGCUUGCCGACCGGCGGCUGUUCACCAGACGUACGCUCAUGGCCAUGGUGCUGGCGCUGGUCGGAGUCAUGUACGUGCUGCUGCCCCAGUGUACGCAGUACGUGUCCUUGUUCGCGCUGGCCGCGGCUAUCGCUUUUCUGCUGGGCAGUGGCGUCGUCCUGUUUCCCGUGAUACUCGUUGACUGCGUGGGGCUCGACAGAAUCGCCAUGGCGACGGGUCUGCUGACCGCGCUGUCCGCCACAUUCUCCUUCGCCAAGCCAUCUCUCAUAGGAUUCUUUCGUGAUACGCUGGGCUCCUAUGACCUCUUGUUUGUGGCGUGCGGCACGGUGGCCAUAACCACGUCUGCGGCAUGGGUCCUCGUCAGCUUUGUCAUGUGGCGGAAGCGUAGCACAUGGACUCCUGACACAGUCAUCGGAGGAAAAUCAGAGGCAGGCUCUGGAAGGUUCUCCUAUUACCCUCGGCUAAUCUACAUCGGCGAUGGCAGGUACAUGGAGACGCGGAAGUCGAGGACAUCCAGCACCAUAACAGUCUUGUAUUGAUAAUGUGGACUGCCGUGCUCAGCGUCUGUGCACCGUGCCUCUACUUACACCGACAGGCGGGUUUCGUCAAAUAGCCUGUGCUUGGUCCCGUGCCAACAGGAAAGGCAGGCACACGAAUCGGGACAAACGCUAUUGUGGUGCAGUGUUGAAAUGAAACAAAUGCUGGUACAGUGUUGACCAUCUAUAUAUUCAGAGGUGCAAAAUGUAUUGUUGUUCACAAAGUCAUUUGUAACAUAGGCAGUUAACAGUGGUAGAACAAGAAAUGUCAAUUGAGCCAGAAUUUCGACAACACGACUUGUCUUUGUCCGUCCUGAACAGCUAUGUGUUAAAUGCUCGUCGACGAUGACGAGUCACCAAACGCUGGUUCAGCGACAUUCCUCGUUCUACCACGGCUAGUUACUUCAGGCCUCCAUCUUCUUGUGUACAUAUAUACUCCUUCAUUAUCACACCCGUUAUUUUUACUUGUUUCACGUAUCUGUGUUCGUCCGAAGCGUAUAAACUUUUACCUUUUCAACUUUCUUCUCCUGCGUGAAUAUGGAGAAUUUGCAAUUCCGACUAAUUCAUGAAGGCCACUGAAGAGCGUUCUGGGUAGACGUAGAGGGAGGUCUAAAACGAUGACGUGUGCAUGUUAGAAGGUAACAUAUAUUCCACCGAAAUUUCAAGGCUGGCUCUUUACACCACAGCUGUCCAACAUUAUGAAGGGGACACUAAUGUAGGCGUCUUUAUUUCUUCUUGUGUGCCGUCACUAUUGGCGCUUCACCUACUGAAAGCUAUGCACCAACUAGCCUCACAACGUGUUUUACUCAAGAAACGGUAACAGCAAAAAGUUUGCCACGCCAGGGUUUCAGGGCCGCGAGAUUGCAUACAAACGUCACGUAUUCUUUGCUCUCGGCAGCUUGCAGGGUGGCGCCGCAUUGCACGGUAUCUUUGCUAGAUUUCAUACAAAAUGCCACCACAAGUGUAAACGUGAGGCAGCAGGCUUCAUACUUCUGCUUUCACGCGGCCUUGCUCAACAUUUCUUCCCCCACUCCAGCGUGAACAUGGCACUACGAAAGCGGCGGCCCAGCGCGUCCAAGCGAUACGCUCUGUAAGGCAGUGACCGUGCAAACCAUCCCGCCGGCCACGAGCAAUGACACUAGGAACGCUGUAAGCAAACAAGUAUUGCUUCUUCUUUUCUAUGCACUGCGUCGAUAAAAACAAGCGCUCGAACAAAGAUAAUAAUAAAUACCAGUUGAAGUUCACCACAUUGUACCUAGCGUUCGGCAGCCUCAAAUUUAGGCGUCAAAACCUACCCCAAGUAGCGUGAAUCAGCGCAAAGACUGAAGACAGCUCUGCUUAAACCGAUUGCCCCAGUACGUGAGUUCCAGGUUACUUUUCAUGAUUAUGUCUGUGCCCCUUCAACGGCAAGAAUCUGUUACUGUCCAGAUUUCUAGCGUAGUAAUCUUCAUGGACAACAACAGGAAUGUAUGCACAAUAGUCCCGUCGAAAGCUCAAUUGGUAGAGGGGUGGACUGGAGGGGUUCUGCGGGAGAAUGUAUGCAAUGAACACUAAAAAUGUAUUACGCACCAUGAACAAAUUAGAAGGCAUGCCUUGUGCAGUACAUUCAGUCACGUCCCCCUAUAAUUCGCCCGUUUUUAGCGCUCGUUCCUUUCGUCUGCAAUCACGGCAUACAUCAUAGAUACCCGACAAGUGUGUCAAAAGUUUAUGAAAUACGCGCAACGCACAAGUGUACUUAACAAUGCGUCAAUCCCAUAUCUCCUGGGGCAAUUGUUUCAGCUUGCGUGACUGUCAUUUCUGGCACAGUAUUCAGGGCGCGAUAACUGUGCCAACUACUGUUUCUUGGAAUGACAGCGCGAUUAUAACAGACAUUUUACCUGUGAAUCAAGUACUUGCCAGGUGGAAAUUCUUCAGCGUACAUCUUCAAGGUAAGAACAAUGAAACGAAAGGCAAGCAGGUCUGCAUCCUGUAAAUGCUGCGUCAUUGGCCCCGCAAUCAUUUUGGAAGUGCGUCACUCAACUGUCAGAAUGAAUAAGUGCUGUGGAUAGUUCUUUUGAAUAAAUGUUUC